Molecule: messenger RNA, 4151 nt
Organism: Anopheles moucheti
Lineage: Eukaryota; Metazoa; Arthropoda; Insecta; Diptera; Culicidae
Gene: Ptpmeg2
Product: tyrosine-protein phosphatase non-receptor type 9
Exons: 7
Coding region: 921-3041 (706 amino acids)
Biological process (GO): protein dephosphorylation
Molecular function (GO): protein tyrosine phosphatase activity
Source: RefSeq, a predicted model, not a curated record
GUCGUGGUUAGGUGGCAUACAAUUAAUAGAAUAGAACAAACACAAUAUUCCGUGUGCUCCUUUCCGAUAAAUGGAAUAAGUCCCUACGAAAUACUCUCUCUGCGUACAUCGGAGCGUAGUUUCAUUCCGCGUAGUGCAAUAGUGGUGUAACGGCACGCAGUACAGCUACGCACAGCGUUCAAUGUAUUGUGUUUGGGUGGCGGAAUUUCCAGCACAAAGCACAAACGCACUCUAAAUAGGGGUUUUGCAUCGCGGCAUCAUAUUUCGUUGCUCAGCACGCAGGUGUUUAUCCAAUCGCGUCAAAGAAAUGUGUUAGAUCACGCUGAACUAGUCUAAAUUUCUUCGCAAAUAUCAAAGAGCUACACACCGAGUGAGAUUGUGGAAUUGGUGUCACGAAAGGUCAUUGCGUGCUUCAUUUUGUUUACAGCAAAAGUUAAAUCGACAAGAGGUGUUUGCUGCAUACGAAAUUGUGCACGGGGUAAAUGAGAAGGUGAAUUUGUCGCGUAAAUGCGGGCCCGGAUCAGGCCCUCGAGCAUAUUCGUCACUUCUCGCGAUGAUUGUAGAUUUUGCCUGAAGAUAAGCUAUCAGUGUUGCUGCGUGCCGAGGAUGAGAAGAGGUGUGUGACGAAGCGUUGAGCAACGUUGAUUCUAUGUGUGUUUGUUGUUAACAAGUGUCUGUGGCUGAGUUCAUUCCGAUGUGUACUUGCUAGCAAAACCAUCACGAUUGGACGCAAUUUGACCCAUUAGGUGUGCUGCGUUACUUGCUGUGGAACAGCUCUGGAGUAAGACGGAUUGCAGCUAAACAUUUCCAGCCCAAGGACACAAACUCUACGGACGCCAUCACAGCCGCAAAACGAACAAUCACAACAGUGAGCUACGUAAACUCUGGCACUUCCCGACCAGUACUACAAUCUGCAAAAAAUGGCACAAGAAUCGGUCGUAAAACAAUUUAUCGAUCGGAUCAAUAGCUCCAACAAUGAUCCAAACCGAAAGGCGGUGACACCGGCGAUUGCAACCCGUUUCCUGUUGGCACGCAAAUAUGACAUCACGCGAGCAAUGGCACUUUACGAGCAGCAUGAACUGAUCCGGCAACGUGAAGGGCUGUACGGAUUCGAUCCACUGAAUGAACCACUUCGAACAGAAUUGGAGACCGGAAAAUUCACGAUCUUGCCCGGACGAGAUGCCAGUGGUGCAGCGAUCGCUCUAUUCACUGCCAAUCUGCACUAUCCGAUGACCGUGACCCAUAAAACAACACUUCAAGGUGUGGUUUAUCAGCUGGAUGUAGCGUUACAGAGCACCGAGACACAGAAGGCAGGCUUAGUAUUCAUCUACGAUAUGAGCACUUCGAAGUAUUCCAAUUUUGAUUACGAUCUAUCGCAAAAGAUCCUCACACUGCUAAAGGGUGGCUAUCCAGCACGGUUGAAAAAGGUCCUUAUCGUAACGGCUCCGCUUUGGUUUAAGGCACCGUUCAAAAUCUUACGGCUAUUUGUGCGUGAGAAAUUGCGCGAGCGUGUAUUCACCGUAUCAAUACCGCAGCUGAGUUUACAUGUUCCUCGGGAAUCUCUGCCGGUUCGGUUAGGUGGUACCUUAGAAGUCGAUCAUUCCUCAUGGUUGUUACAUUGUUACAAAUCGAUGACGAAUCGUGAAGACGAAAUUAUUGCGACAGCAGGCCAGCAACAACAGCAGCCAGAAGAUUCUCAAAACAGCUCCACUAGCGUGGCCGUACCGAAUGCUGGCAAUCCCGUGAUGGGAAGUGCAGGAAUCGCGGCAAUUGCUGCGGGAACCGGCCCAUUAGACGCGCACCAUUUACUAAGUGGUGUUGGUUCGGAAUUAGUAGACGUUGCUUUCGUGGCUACUCAUAACCACCGGGCAGUCUCUUCCGGCAAUAAUGGUACACUGGUGGAGGAUCACUUAAAUGUGGACGAUAUCAGUGAUAUCGCUGCAGUGAGUGUCAGCCAACAUCUCGCUGGGAAUCAUGCAGGCAAUGUUGGGAUUCACAAUCACCACACCACCAAUUCGGAACUGUGGACAGAAAAUCCGCCAAGCAGCGCAUCGUCGGGCUUUAGCGACGACGAUAGUUUAGCCGGCGCCGAAGGAGACCCGAAAACGAUCGAACAGAUUGUGCAGAUGGUACGAGAGCGGGGUAAGAUGGGAUUGAUUCGGGAGUACACCGAAAUCAAAGCCCGCGCACCCGAUGGUACCUUUACGCAUGCAAAGUUGAGAAACAAUUUAGGAAAGAAUCGUUACACGGAUGUGCUAUGUUACGAUCACAGUCGCGUUGUAUUAUCACAGGAAGAGGAUGAUCCCACGACGGAUUACAUCAACGCAAAUUUCGUCGACGGUUACAAGCAGAAGAAUGCGUAUAUCUCCACACAGGGUCCACUGCCAAAGACAUCGUACGAUUUUUGGCGCAUGGUCUGGGAACAGCACUGUUUGUUGAUCAUCAUGACAACGAGGGUGAUGGAGCGGGGUCGCGCCAAGUGCGGUCAGUAUUGGGAACCUAGCGAAGGCGGCAUAGCGGAAUAUGGUUCAUUUCGAUUGCGGACAAUGUCGAUAGAAACUAAUGAAGAUUACACGGUGGUAGAGUUGGAAAUAAGAAAUAUUAAGACUGAUGAGGUAAGGUGCGUAUCCCAUUGGCAGUUUACCAGUUGGCCAGACUACGGUGUGCCCUCGUCGGCUAAGGCUAUGCUAAAUUUCCUGCAACGUGCCCGCGAGAAGCAGGCAGAGAUGGUACAAUGUUUGGGCGACCUUUGGGCCGGUCAUCCCCGGGGCCCCCCUAUAGUGGUUCAUUGCAGUGCCGGAAUCGGACGAACGGGUACAUUCAUAACGCUGGACAUUUGUAUAUCGCGCCUAGAAGACGUUGGUACGGCCGACAUCAAGGGAACGGUAGAGAAAAUACGUUCACAACGAGCAUACUCGAUACAAAUGCCGGACCAGUAUGUGUUCUGCCAUUUGGCCCUGAUCGAAUACGCGCUUUCACGCUCCAUGUUACAGUCGGUAGACCUUUCGGAGUUUGACGAUCGGGACGAAGAAUCCGACUAGAAAGAAGAAACGUAAGUGACAAACAAACACCCAGCAUAAUAAGCGUAAUUUACAAGCGUCUUUGUGAUCGACGACGAUGAUAACAGGUUAUUACUGGCUACCGAUUGGGGAAUGGUAUUGAAGGUGACAAAACAGACAGCUAUCAUUAGGGUUUGCACGAUGAACAAUUGUUAAUCUACCAAACGCCACUUUGCACCUGUUGAACCUUUCCAUCCCAACUUGGUCGUUACUUUUCCGUGUGAUCAGAGUAAAUGCCAAUCACUUUCUCACGCAAGCGUAAGACUUUCUGCAAGUGGACCAUACCGUGCGGAUCUGGUUUACGUGUAAACGCAUGUGAGAUUUGCUUUUCUGUUUUGGAAGAACGUAACAUUUGUUUUAAACUGCAAAGGCGUAUUGCGCGCUCCAGAUCCUAUCCACUAUAAAAAGAAAAGACCUGACAGGCAAUAGGCAAAAUACCAGGCGAUAUUAGAUAUGAUAUACUAUUACUUGCGAAGCGAUAUUGGCAAAUUUCGAAAAGGGAUUUUGCUGAGGCUGACCACACCUUCUUGCUGAUGGCGUCUUUUUCGGCUUUUUGCAGUGUGAUUUAACACCAAAAAACGGCACAACUACAGAAUGAUUCUCUUCCAAUAAGCAUCCGUUCAUUCACAAAACACAGGUAGCGAAACGAAACAGUCCAAUUGGGAAAAUCAUCAUGCAGAAUUGUAUAGCUUCGUAAUACAAAUAGAUUUCAGCCUUUUUCUACUACCUACAGUAGAGUGGUAAAGUCUCGCUAUCAGAUAAAGGAUCCAAUAAUUGUACUAUAAUUAAGAAUCUUUUUCUUUUGGAAACCGUUGCAUUUUAAAACGGCCUCUCUAGGCGAAGAAGCAACCGACUAACAGAUUAUCCAGUCCAGUGAAAUGGUGAAGAAUCAAUUAUAUAUGUGUGAAAAUCCAUUCAACUAGCGCGAAAAAAGUGCUAAGAGGAAGAAUGAGGAAGAAAAUAGAGAAAAGAUAUCAGAAGUUUAUUUUUUCUAUUUAUUUUAACUUUAGUGAGGAAAAUAUUCGUAAGUACAUGUAGUAAUAUUUAAAGAAAAAAAACUAGUAGGAAUAAAAGGAAAACAUUUGAAAGGCG